GGAAUCCAAGAAGGAAUCCAAGAAAAAACCGGUCGAUGUGGACAUGCCUCCGCGAUUCUGCUUGGGAUGUCGACAGGCGGAGACAGCAGAUAAGCACUUCGAAAUACAGUGUCGCCAAUGUCAUGACGAAGGUUUGAAACCGCCAUUUACUGCUCUAACAAGUGUGCAAAGAAGGCUUGGCAAGCGCACAAAGAGUGGCACGAAGAAACUCGAACAUAUUUGAAGCAGAAUAGAGACAAAUUGGAACCAAUGGACAUCUCAAACGCUCGCUCGCAGGCUGAGACAUUCCUAUUGGAAGCCAUAAACAAGGAGAUUGCUGGGGACAUCAAGGGCUCAAAGAAACUUCUCCACAAAGUUGAGAAAGCUGACCCAACGCUUCCGCUCUCAAUUGUGGCUCGUGGUAGCCAUUUCCAGGAAUCAGGGUAUCCCGAGCAAGCCAUUCCGUGCUAUGCCAGAGCUUGUCAGCAAUGGGCAUUUGGUAUUUUGUUCGGAGCAGAGGACCGCGUUGAAGUCAAUACUAUUGGUUGGGAAAAUUCCGUUUACCUCAUUCUUUUCGCUAGAGUGGAGGAAGUCAGCAACAAUCUUCAUGGUUGCUAUCCCAAGGACUACGACAACAAUACGCAGCACAACCCAAACUGGCUUCUUCGCGAUGGUAUGCUCAAGCGAAUCUCAAAGGUAGUACUCAAGGGAUUGAAAGAUUACGGAAAUCAGAAUGUCACUUAUUUGAUGAUGAUGUGUCGGGGUAUUCUUCUCUCAGCUGCUGACAAACGAAACCCUCCAUUGCCUCGCACAGCCGAGGAGUUUCAGGAAGCAGAUGCACUCUUCGAACACAUGUCGAAGAACUUCGACUAUGAGGAUGAUGGAAUAUCUACCUUCAAAUGCUGCAUGAAUCCUUUGAAAAUGCCUGCAGAGCUCACCCAUGCGUCUGCUCUAGAGCGAGGUGAAUCUGGUCUUUGGGUCUUGAUCCAUGGCCUUAAGAGUAAAACCGGCAAGGCAAUCAACGGCAAACUGGGCCUCGUUUUCAAGGAUGGGUUGGAAAAUGGUCGAGUUUCUGUGGCAGUGGAUGGGAUUGACGGAGAGAAGCGGAUCCGGCCCAAGAAUCUAUGGGAAGUCUGUUUUUCGGAAAAACAGGUGGCGAUCAUUUCGACUCUUGAAGAAGAUCAGCAGUGGAAGUAUGCAAGAGCAUCAAGUGAAGUCAGCCUUUCUCGUCGUUGCCUGGCUCAGCAAAGCCGACAAUCUACUGGUUUGUAACUGCCAUUCAACCUUGGUUUGUGGAGAGCAUUGGAAGUGUCAUCCGAGCAUGAACGAAUCGAGUGAGCUUGGUAAGACCGAAGACUGUAGUUACCGCACCGCUGAAGAACGUAGAGGCUUUAUGAGUGCAACUCUAUUUACAUAAGGACCUAAACAUAUUAGAAAAAGGCGUCGGUGUCGUCUACACGUUCUA
Seminavis robusta is the source of this 1444-nucleotide messenger RNA. The record is from the annotation of a GenBank genome assembly. NCBI's taxonomy places the organism in Eukaryota, Bacillariophyta, Bacillariophyceae, Naviculales, Naviculaceae.